AUGAGUAACGGAGAUGGUGAAAAUCAGGCAGAUGGUGUUGCAGCGGCACCGCAGAGAGUGUAUGUCCCGACAAAUAUACCGUUUCCAGCGAAAUUGGACAUUCGAGGCAACUUGGCUACGAAUUGGCGCCAUUUUAAACGGGUAUGGGAGAACUAUGAAAUUGCAACCGGACUGAAAGAUAAGAAUAAUGAAUUGCGUGUAGCAACUUUAUUAACAUGCUUAGGUGCAGAAGCAUUAUCUGAUUACGAUGGCCUCAAGUUCAACAACGAUGAAGAUCGUAAAGAUAUCAUCAAAGUACUACAAGUACUAGAAGACUUCUGCAUAGAGCUAGUGAGAAGUUCACAACUUCAAGAGAUAGAGGAAGUGCAGUUUGUGAAGAAAACUAAACCAGUGUCAGACAAACAGAAGAAGGGUCCUAGAGACAAACAAGAAGUAAGCUGUGAGUACUGUGGUUUACGACACCGUAAGGAUAAAGCAGAUUGUCCGGCUUAUGGCAAAGAGUGUUCUUCAUGCGGACGCAAGAAUCACUUUGCUCGUGUGUGUAAACAAGGGAACACUAAGCAGCAGAAAAAGUUCCGACCUGGCAGAAGGCCACAUUCAAAGAAAUCGGUACAUGAUGUGAAUGACUAUUCAUCAUCCAGUGAAUGUGAAUAUGUUCUCACUGUCGAAGAAGUACACAAUGUCAACAAGAAAAAGAAGAUUACAGCUCAGAUGCUUAUCAAUGACCAAACCGUACAUUUUCAGUUGGAUUGUGGAUCUAGUGUGAAUAUUCUACCUGAGACAUUGUACAAGAAGCUGUGUAAUGACCACGAGAACCUGACAGAAACUAAUAUGACAUUAGUGAUGUACAACAAGAGUGAGACGAAGCCAUUGGGGAAAAGAAGGCUGACUGUUCGCAAUCCUAGAAACAGAAAAAAGUACAACGUUGAAUUUGUGAUAGUGUCAGGAACAGAACUUAACCCUAUUCUUGGAGUAUCGGCGAUACAAUCGAUGAAACUUAUCACUGUGAAUGAGCAGAACUUUGUUGCACAGAUUGGUGGAAAGUGUAGUGACACUACAGAGCCUCUUACCAAAGAACAUUUGAAACAACAGUAUCCAACAUUAUUUGAUGGACUUGGAAAACUUGAAGGAGAGUUACACCUCAGGAUUGACACUACUGUGCAGCCAACAAAGAUACCUACCAGGAAAGUGCCACUAUCGCUCAAGUCGGAUCUAAAGAAAGAACUUGAUCGGCUACAGAAUCUAGGAGUUAUCUCUCCAGUAACAACUCCAACUGACUGGAUAUCAUCCAUGGUUGUAGUGAGGAAGUCAAAUGGGGCAAUUAGACUUUGUAUUGAUCCGAAACCCCUAAAUGUAGCACUUCAGAGGAAUCAUUACCCCACUCCAACCAUAGAAGACAUCCUACCAGAUUUGACAAAGGCCAGGAUUUUCUCAGUGGUGGACGCGAAGGACGGAUUUUGGCAUGUCCUGCUCGACAAAACCAGUAGUUUCCUAACAACAUUUGGAACACCCUGGGGACGUUACCGUUGGUUGAGGAUGCCUUUUGGCAUAGCACCAGCACCUGAAGAAUUUCAGAGGAGGAUGGAUGAAGCUCUUGAGGGUUUGAAUGGAACCAAAGCAAUUCACGAUGACAUACUUGUCUACGGUUGCGGAAACACAGAUGAAGAGGCGAUUAGAGACCAUAAUCGAAAGCUUAUUGAGUUGAUGGACCGAUGUAAGCAGAAGAACAUUAAACUGAACCUUGACAAACUGAAAUUAGGACUUACAUCAGUGUCUUACCUUGGGCAUGUUAUUUCAAAGCAGGGACUGAGUGCUGAUCCAAGUAAAGUACAAGCAAUAAGAGAGAUGCCUACUCCUACAGACAGACAAGCAGUACAGCGUUUGUUAGGAAUGGUCAAUUUUGUGCAGAGAUUUGUACCCAAUCUUUCAGAAGUUACUUCUACGCUUUGGGACUUGUUGAAAAGUGACACUUAUUUUCAUUGGGAUGAGCAAGUCCAUGGAAAUGCCUUCAGCACUAUUAAGAAGAUUUUGUCAGAAGCACCGGUCUUGAGUUUCUUUGAUCCAAAUAAAGAGACAAUACUACAGUGUGAUGCAUCGCAGAAUGGAUUAGGGGCUUGUUUGAUGCAGGAUGGACAUCUGGUUGUGUAUGCUUCGAGAGCAUUGACCCAGACAGAGUGCAAUUAUGCGCAAAUUGAGAAAGAAUUGCUGGCCGUAGUUUUUGGACUCGAGCGUUUUGAGAAUUACACGUAUGGUCGUCACGUCAAGAUAGAGUCAGAUCAUAAGCCGCUUGAAAUCAUCCAAAGGAAGAGUCUUGUGAUGGCACCUAGGAGACUUCAGAGGAUGCUAUUGCGACUCCAGAAGUUUGAUUACGAGAUAGUCUAUAAGAAAGGUGCAGAGAUGUAUGUAGCCGAUACGCUAAGCAGAGCUUAUCUACCAGCAUCAGAAGAGGAUAUGGAGAAAGCAAGCAUAUUCGAUAUUGAUCAGAGGAGCUACAUAUCAAUAUCCGAAGCAAAGAUUAUGAAAAUAAAAGAAGCGUCUGAGGAGGAUGAAACAAUGAAGUUGUUGAAACAUGUCAUCAAGUCGGGAUGGCCAGACUGCAAGGAUGAACUUCCAGAUAAAGUUCAGUGUUACUUCCCAUUCAGAGAUGAACUUGUCAUCCAGGACGGCCUAGUAUUCAAAGGGGAGAGAGUUGUGAUUCCUGAUAGAGUUCGCAGAGACAUUAUUGAGAGGGUUCACGAAACACAUAUUGGAAUACAAGGAUGCCUAAGAAGGGCACGAGAGACAGUGUAUUGGCCCAAUAUGAACAAUGACAUUGAGAAUUAUAUACAGUGUUGUGAAAUUUGUAGUUCAUGUCAGCCUGACCAGCCAAAGGAACCAAUGAUUUCACAUGAUAUCCCAAAGAGAGCCUGGGAAAAAGUUGGUUGUGACUUAUUUGAGUUUGACGGAAAUGACUACCUUAUAUGUGCAGACUAUUUCUCAGAUUUCUUCGAAAUAGACAGAUUACAUGGAAAGACUGGCAAGGAAGUCAUUACAAAGAUGAAAGCUCAGAUAGCGCGUCAUGGCAUUCCGGAUGUUAUUAUAUCUGAUAAUGGGCCACCAUUCAACAGUAGAGAAUUUCAGGAUUUUGCUGAAAAGUACGAGUUCGAGCACAGGACUUCAUCUCCUCGUUACCCUCAGUCAAAUGGAAAAGCAGAAAACGCAGUCAAGAUUGCUAAGGCCCUAAUGCGCAAAUGUGUCCUUGACCAGAAAGAUCCUUUCUUAGCACUUUUGGACUGGAGAAAUACACCAAGUGAGACCAUUGGAUUUUCAGCUGCAGAAAGACUGUUUGGCAGGAGAACCAGGACUAGACUCACACUUUCCUCAAAGCAGUUGAAAACUCAUAAUUCCAGUGGGAUCUCCAGGAAGCUGUACAAGAGGAAAGGAAAAGAAGCUAGCUACUAUAACCGCGGCACAAAGGAAAUGCAAGACAUGGACAGAGUGGAAACCCCAGUUCAGAGUACAUUACAAGCACAGAACACACCGAUAGUUGACAAGAGUACCACACCAGCCAAAACAUGUCCUUUACCAAAUCCAACAUCUGAAGUAUCGGGCAAACGUCAUACAAGGAGUGGCCGCGAAAUCAAACCUCCACAGAAGUAUCAGGAUUUCGUGUGUAAUGUUGAGUGUUUUGUGUAG
Saccostrea cuccullata (small rock oyster) is the source of this 3675-nucleotide messenger RNA. RefSeq lists its product as uncharacterized. The coding region runs from base 1 to 3675 and encodes 1224 amino acids. Gene Ontology annotation, biological process: DNA integration. NCBI's taxonomy places the organism in Eukaryota, Metazoa, Mollusca, Bivalvia, Ostreida, Ostreidae. The record is from RefSeq and is a predicted model, not a curated record. Gene Ontology annotation, molecular function: nucleic acid binding. The transcript is spliced from 3 exons.